Molecule: messenger RNA, 3745 nt
Organism: Oldenlandia corymbosa var. corymbosa
Lineage: Eukaryota; Viridiplantae; Streptophyta; Magnoliopsida; Gentianales; Rubiaceae
Source: the annotation of a GenBank genome assembly
CAAUUCGCUGUGCAUUUCCCUCUUCUUCGCUCUCUGCAAUCCCAUUUAAAAAAUUAUACACAAAAAAAAAAAUCCACAAAAACCCACCAAACAAUUGCAGAUGGAACAAAUUCAAGAUGAAGAAAUCACAGAAGAGCAAAGAAAACGGAUUGAGGCCAAUCGACAAGCUGCAUUAGCCAAACGUAAAGCCAUUACAGUUCAUAAUGAUCCGAAGAACAGCUCAAGCAACUCAAAACCAAACCAGUUUCAAAAUGAUUGGAGGCAUGUUAAGUGCAGGAAGCUCUCAUCCGAACCCGGAAUUGAUGAUUCAGAGAAACCCAUUUACCCUUUUGUUAAUACGGGUUCAAUUCCAAAACCCCAGUUGGCUCUUUCCCCGCCUCCGCCAACUGAGAAGUUCAGGGCCAGGUUCGAAAUUUGCUCCCCGGACUCGUUUUCCAUCACCCCGGAACCUGUUCCCGGGUUUGCCUACCCGGGGGAAGAAGCUUGCUUUGAAAAGAUCAGUCUUUGGUUAUCCGAUGUUUUGCCAUCCCACUUUACCCAAAACAUUGAAGGUGGAAAGGCGUCUGUGUUCAAACUUUGGCAGUAUGUCUCCAUCUUGAGGUCUUUGAAAAGCUGUGAAGGAAUUGAUUGCAAAGAGAUACCCUGGGGAACUUUUAAAGUAAUUGAAACUAUGGCUGAAUCUUAUGGUUCUGGCAAAUGGAAACCUUGCAGGCCGGAAUUUUUACCUGAUGAGAUGGUUGAUGAAUUGAUAAGCGACCUACCACAAAAGUUGAUUGAUGCCUUGCUACCUUUUCAACUUGAAGGCAUUCGUUUUGGCAUAAGAAGGGGCGGUCGAUGUCUCAUAGCAGAUGAGAUGGGGCUUGGAAAAACCAUCCAGGCUAUUGCAAUUGCAGGCUGUUUCAGGGAUGAAGGUUCUGUACUUAUUAUAUGCCCAGCUAUACUGAGAUAUUCAUGGGCUGAAGAGUUGGAGCGGUGGUUUCCCUUCUGUGUCCCUUCUGAUAUCCACCUUGUUUUCAGCCGUAAAGAUAAUCCUGCGAAUUUAGCGAAAUAUCCAAAGAUUGUGGUGAUUUCAUACAGAAUGCUUCACCAUUUAGAAAAGAGCAUGUUGCAGCAAGAAUGGGCUACCUUGAUAGUCGAUGAAUCACAUCACUUACGCUGUACAAAGAAAUCAGAAUCAGAAGAGACCAAAGCUGUCUUGGAUGUAGCGGUGAAGGUCAAGCAUUUAAUUCUGCUGUCUGGGACUCCUUCAUUGUCGAGACCAUUUGAAAUUUUUCAUCAGAUAAAUAUGCUGUGGCCAGGCCUGCUAGGAAAGACCAAAUUUGACUUCGCGAAGACUUAUUGCUCUCCCAAGUCUUUUUCAGGAUGUCAGGGAAAAGUUUUCCAGGACUUCUCAAAGGGUAUUCGAUUGGAGGAGCUAAAUAUACUGCUUAAGCAAACUGUUAUGAUAAGACGUUUGAAGUACCAUGUCUUAGCUCAAUUACCACCUAUACGGCGUCAGAUAAUAAGAUUAGACUUAACGACAUCUGACUAUGCCUCUGCAAUGGCUGCCCUGGGAUUGGUUUUAACCAGGUCAGAGGUAGUUUCUGCUGUAUCGGCUCUGGGAGGGAUAGAUGGUGAUGCUCCUGCCAUUGAUAGUGAAGAUGAAACUUCGGAACUUCCUGUUGAAGGUCAAGGUAAGAGCAACGUUCUUUGGGAAAUUCCAAGGAAGGAAGAUCAGAUUUUGGGCAUGGCAAAAUUACGUGGUUUCUUUGAGUGGCUCUCAAUGCAUCCAAGUAUUACAAGCUUGGAUGUUGAGGAAGAUACAGAAGAAAGCCUUAGUUCGCAGAAAAUGAUAAUCUUUGCUCAUCAUCAUAUUGUUUGUGACCGGAUACAGGAGUUUCUUAUGGAGAAGGGGAUAGAUGUUAUUCGUAUCAAUUCACAUGUAUCUUCCACUGAUAGAAAUGAAGCUGUUCAAUCCUUUCAAUCCUCUGCAAAGGUUAAGAUUGCUAUAAUUGGAAUAAUGGCAGGGGGAGUUGGACUUAACUUGACAGCAGCCCAAAAUGUUGUUUUUCUGGAGUUGCCACGGGAGAUUGCUUAUUUGAAUCAGGCUGAAUCUCGAGUACAUAGGCUGGGACAAACGAAGGCAGUUAAUAUAUAUGUUUUCUGUGCAAAGGGCACUUCAGAUGAAUCCCGGUGGCAAAAGUUGAAUAGAAGUCUCUUUCAGGUUUCACAUAUUAUGAAUGGAAAACGAGAAGCAAUACCCAUGAUUAAGGUUGAAACUAUUUCGUGUCUUGAAGCAACUGGAGGAGCAGUUGCUAGAAAUCAAGAGCUAGUAGUUGAGCAACAAAUAGACCGUGAUGUUUCUGCAAACUAUCUUAAAGGUCAAGAGAGUUGCUCCAAUGACUCGAAUCCAUGCGUUCACGAAGAGCACCAUGACAUUUCCAAACUGGCUUCCCCACACUUUGAAUGCAGAGAAUCUUCUGUGGAAGCUAUUAGUGAAACUUCUGGAAGUAUCUCAUCAGAUAGUUUGGAGAAUUCAAUGGUAACUGCAGAAGAUGAAAUAGCAUUGCAUAACGUUGGACCCUCUGGGCAAAUUGAAGUUAUGGGAAACAGCUUUAUCCAAGUAGCCUUUCUGCGCUUUGAGGUAAGCCAAUACACUGGACGAAUCCACUUGUACUCGUGCAUACCAGGAAGAGAUUCAAGACCACAGCCACUUUUUCUUAAUUUUCGGCAACAAGAAGUUGAAGCUAACGAGCCUUCUGAGGAUGGGUCAGAAACAGCCAAUACCAGUGAAGAAGAUCAUAACUAUUAUCGAUCUGCUGUUCAGUUAUUUCUGAAGGAAUGGAAUCAAUUGAGGCCUAUUGAACGAAGAAAAUUAUUUCUGAAGCCUUUGCAACUGCCGUUGACGGUUGAGUUGUGCUAUUUGGCAGAAGCCAUCAACCAUGAUAAAAUGGGCCUGCUGAAAGGUGGAAGCAAGAGGCGUAGUACACCAUAUAAUGAGAUAAGCCAGCCCUUGCCACCAGAUGCAAGUUGGAGAAAGGUACUUCUUCGAGGCAGCCAGGGCAAAGAGGAAAAAACUUACAGGCAAGGAUGGUCUGCAAUGGAAGAACCACUCUGCAAGCUAUGCCAAAGUCCAUGCAUGAACGGCAAUUCGAAAACCCCUGAUUAUUUUGAGGAACUCUUCUGUAAUCUGGGAUGCUUUCAAGAAUAUAAGAUCAGAACAAGCGGGCCUGCUCUUCGUGAGGCUCUUUUUCAAGUUGAACGUGGCAUUUGCACAUUCUGUAAACUGGACUGCCAUGGACUUGUUGCAAAAUUAAGGCCUCUUUCAAUUGAAAACCGGCAAGAGUUUAUAAGAAAAGCAGCUCCUGAGUUAGCGAGACGCAAGAAGCUGUUUGACAAGCUUGUUAAAUACCCUAAAGAAGGUAAUGCUUGGCAUGCGGACCACAUAGUACCUGUACAUAGAGGAGGAGGUGAAUGCACGCUGGAGAACUUGAGGACCCUUUGCGUUUCAUGCCAUGCAGAUGUCACAUCUGCUCAAAACACGAAACGUGCCAAGGAUCAAGUUACAGAUGCACAAGCAAAGAAACGCCUUAAGGUGGCAAUGAAGAACCUCAAGAAUCCUCGAAAGCCUGGGGAAAUUGAUGUUAGACCUGAGGGGAAUGAAGAGAUGGAAGAUGAGCAAAAUUUGGUAGAGGAACUCAUAGUUGAGGUUCCUGGUAGUGCAUAUUCUGGACCACAACCUGAUGCUCCAACGGGCAGUGAAUAG